CCAGCAGCAGCGAGCAGCAGCGCAUCCAUCCUGCCGCGGAGCCGGGAGCCGCCGAGAGAGAGAGAGAGAGAGAGAGAGAGAGAGAGAGAGAGAGAGAGAGAGAGAGAGAGAGAGAGAGAAGACAGAAGAUGGACGGAGUGGGUUCGUUCGGAGCGGGCCGGUCCGGGUCCACCAUCGACCCGAUCACCUUCGCCAAACAGCCGCAGACCAUCCUCAGAGUGCUUUCCUGGAUAUUCUCCCUGGUGGUCUUCGCCUCCAUCGUGAACGAGGGCUAUGUCAACCUGGGCAGCGAGCGCCUCCACUGCAUCUUCCACAAGAACGCAGACGCAUGCAACUAUGGCGUGUUCGUGGGCCUGGUGGGGCUGCUGGCGUGCUCCUUCUUCUUCAUGGUCGACUACAAGUUCUCCUCCAUCAGCUCCGUCAAGGACAGGAAGAAGGCUAUAAUGCUGGAGAUCGGCUUCUCGGGUUUCUGGACCUUCCUGUACUUUGUGAGUUUCUGCUUCCUGGCCAAUCAGUGGUCUCAAACCACGGCCGAUGAGCUGCCACUCAACCAGGGGGCGGACGCAGCCCGGGCCGCCAUCGCCUUCUCCUUCUUCUCCAUAAUCAGCUGGGCCGGUCUAACGGUCCGUGCGGUCCAGAAGUAUUUGCUCGGCACAGACAUGACUCUGUUCACCACGGAGCACAUGGACGGCGGCGCUCCCACCCAGCCGUACCCCUCCAACUCACCAGUAGGGGGCACCACCGAGACCACAGAGACCUACCAGAGCCCGCCGUUCACCGAGAACAACGCGCCGCCCACGUACCAGGUUCCCAUUUACUAGAUAAGACGGUGGACGAAAGAAGGUCGGGAGAUGGAUGAAAGGAAAGUGACAGAAAAAAUCCUGCUUUCUGUGAUGUUACACCUGCAGUUGUUUAUGUGUUGAUCUGGGCUCAGUUUUCAAUAAUUAUAGAAGAAAAAAUAACGGCCUCUCCUUCUUUGUUCCCUCCUCUCGUUCCCUUUCCUUCCUUAACAUUCCAGCUUAAUCUGCACCUUUCUUUGACCUGUAUAUUAAACUCAAAUUCUUGCGUUCUCAAAUCCAGUGUCCUCGUAUCCGAGUAGAUGAGAGAGGAAGAAAACAAGGAGAGGAAAUGUAGAAGAAAAGGCCACUUUGCAGACACAAUAUUGACCAAAAAAAAAAAGACAUGAAGAGAUUAACACGUGAGUGACUCCACCGCAAAGCAGUAUUAGAUAUAGAAUAGUGCAGAAGGCACUCACAAACAGCACCUUCAUCUUAUUCUUUACAUUCAUUGACGUGUCAAAAUCCCCCUUCAUGCCAAUCAGUAUGGGGAAUGUUUAUUUUUUUUUUUUUGCUACAGUACCAUCCGGUCAGUUAAAAGUGAUCAUGUGUGUUGAAUCUGCAUGUUUCCAAAUUUAGAGAUCGACUAAGUGCCAUACUGUACUGUGUGUCUCAGACAGUGACUUAAUUUUGAGUAUAUUUCCACAUGCUGUAAAAAAAAAAACAACAACAAUGUUUUGUGACUAAGUGCAAUAUCUCACAUUCUCAUGUAGGUCUGUAGGUAAGUAUAUAAUGUACUGUAGGUAGGCUAGUUACCGUCAGGUUAGACCCAUUUCAGGUACCGUCUCAAAUUACAUACUAGUCUUUGAAGUUUGCAAGAUAUAGAAAUGAUAUCUGAAUCUAACAGAUCCUCCACAGAAGCUUGUUUACAAUUUAAAUAAAUUAGUACAGGUCAACAAGCUUCUGGGUCAUUUGUGUACAAGGAUCAGUUUUUCCAGGUUUAUAAAAGAUUUAUUGGAGGAAACCUGAACCACAGUGAAUCCUUUUUCAGUCUGUUAUUCUUCUGUGCCAGGCAUGGAUGGAUUAUUGGAAGGACCUAUGGGGUCAGGGGCCCCUGGACCAGAGCCUCUGUUUGAAGUGAUUUUUUUGAAUUUCUUGUUGGAAGGUCAAUUAAACGACUACAAGGAGAAACAAAAGACCACAAAGAGUUGCAAAGAAACACAAACAGCUGCAAAGUAAUGCAAAAUGACUACAAAGUGACUACAAAGUGAUGCAAAAUAACUUAAAGAUUCUCAAAACAACUACUAAGGGACGAAAAACAACCACAAAUAGACGACAAAGAGACACAAACCGACCAUAAAAAGACUGAAAACUACUACAAAAAAAGAAAAACAACAACAAGAGAAUCUAAAAGACUUACAAAGAGAUGCAAAACUACCAAAAAGAGACCCUUAACAACUAGAAAAGGAGACUCAAAACAAUCUAAAAGACUACAAAGAUACACAAAACGAUCAUAAAGACAGUCAAAAAGAUUAUAAAGAGACAAAAAGACUAUAAUGAGACACAAAACGACGCAAAACUACCAAAAAAGACUCAAAACAACUACAAAAAGACAAAAUAACCUCAAAGAGACUCACAUUGACCACCAACAAGAGUGGUGGGGGGCCUUGCAUGCCUAUGUUCAGGGCCCAUAGUCCCAAUAAUCCGUCCAUGGUACCAGGGAUUGUAUGUAGUGUGUGAUUUGAGACAGUGUCCUGUGUCGGGAGUUGUGUGUAUAAAUUAGGGCGAGUGGGGAGAUUCUGGGUAAGUCAGGUCCGUUUAUGUUUACGUUUUAGAAGCUGCCAAACUGCCCUGUGUUCUUAUUGCUGUCUUCUGAUUACCACAUUACUAAUACGUUGUUAUUGUCUAAAGGAUUAUAUGUGAUCACAAUGCAGGGCGGGGGGGCCGGGUAUCUGGGAGAUUCAGUGCCGUGACAAAUGUUAAAGAUCCCUAGCUGGCUAUUUCACUGAUCCUGCAAUUAUGCCAUUGAGGGUGUGGGGCGGGUCUGAAUUUGUUGCCAUGGUAACAGGGACAGGGCUGGGUGGAUGGAUGUUGGUCACUAAGGGCCCAGAUGUAGAUAGUAACCAUGCCAACCAUGUCGGUGUGUAGCAGUGUCUGUGUCGUGGUUCACGUACACUCGCCAUCAGCGAAUCUGUAGUUUUGGUGUGUGUGUGUGUGUGUGUGUGUGUGUGUGUGUGUGUGUGUGUGUGUGUGUGUGUGUGUGUGUGUGUGUGUGUGUGUGCUUCCACGUGCAACAGGUGUACAUGUGCACGUGUAUUAGCAUGCAUGGGAGACGUAUGGGUGGGAUGAGUGAGAAAAUGUGUAAAUGUGUGUAGUUAAUUCAAUUUUGUGGUGCAGAAAAGUUAUUUUUCUUGAACGUGUGUUUGUCAGAGUUUUAGUGCAGAGGAGGAAAUCAUGAGUCUGUUACGCCCUUUAAUCAUUUCCCCAAAAAUAAAAAAAGUAUUUCUGCUGAAAUAUAUUAUCAGUGUCACUGUCAAGAUGUAAGAAAUACAAAGUAUGAAACUAAGAGUUUGUUUUGAUGAACAGAGCCAAAUAUAAAACAUAUUAGAGUGAUAAUAUUGACCUGUAGAACGCUUUGCCUGUUAUUCUAACUGGUCCUUUGUAAAACAGCGCCCUCUGCAGCUCAGAGAAGGUACUGCAGCAAAGGGACAAGAGUUUUAAAAGUAAUCAUGAUAAUAAUGCAUGAAAUUGUUGUAUAUUGAUCUCAUUAUAUAUUGAAUACUAUGUAAUUCUUAAGUUGACAAGUUGUUUUUGCAAAAAUGAGAUUGUCCAGCCGACAAGAUUUCUUCUUCUUGGGUUUUUAUUAAUCGCAGUUUAUUUUUAGAUUUGCAACCAUAUGCCCAAACAACUCUUUGUUUAUUCAGUGAUGUUAUCUCGACCUCGUGAUCGAGCUGGUCACACGUACACAUAUCUCAAAGCUCCAGGGUUAAACUGUCCCAGAACGCUGACUGUUACUCUCUGAAACCAGAAACAUAACUAUAAACUGUAUUAAGUAAGAUAGUAAGUAAGGCCUUGAGCUACAAUGACAGCAAAGUACAGGCUCCGUAUUCUACUUCCUGUCCCAAAUAUAUACGUGUACUCAGAGUAAAAUGGGUUAUCUGCUGUUUGAAAUCAUUAUGAGGUUAAUGAUUGACAAAGGCAGUUUCUGAAUGCAGUCUUAAGGCAAUUCAUGUUUGUUCUAGUUUCAUUAUUUAAAUGGAUUAGAAUAGUUUAAAUCUUAUUAAACAAAGCUAAGACCACUCGGUUUAAGAUUUACCUGUAAGCAUGACUUUAAAAUAAAAACAACAUUUUAUUCACCAGACUGUCUGUCAGCGAGUGCAUAGUUAAGUGAGCAUAACACAGCAGUAUUUCCUUUUAGGAUUUUGCUUCAGGAAAACAUUUCUGGAGUAAUAUCGGUUUCAGAAUGGGUUGAAUUUUCAAAAUACUUUCAGGUACUCUGGUUAUUUUUUGCUACCGUUUAGUGUAUUGAUGCAACUUAAAGUUCAUUACCUACAAGUUGUGUUAACAUCACUGCCAACUAUUUCCUGAAGAAUUUUAUUUUAGUCUUUAAAACAAACAUUUGUUUUGGUUCAUUCUAAUAUGAUGUGAAUAUCAGCUUGUACUCCUGACAGAAAAUGUUCAAAUUGACAUUAAAGUUACCAAAAAGCAUGAAUAAUUAUGCUAAAAUAUGAAAAAUAAACGCCAGUAUAGUGAUUUAAAUCUGGGCUGCUAGUAACCUGAUGACUGGUGAUGUGAAACUGGGUUUCUGAUGGUGGUAUGAGGUACAACUGGGGUACUAUUAGGGUAGUUUGGGGUACUUUCAGGUCAGGUUGUAUUAUUGUUCUCAGUGCUUCGGUCUCUUUCUUCAGUCAGUGUGGUAGAUAAAAAAAUAAUAACAAAAGCAUUCUCUAUGUUUUGUGCUCUGGCCCAUGUACACUACCGUGGUAUUGGUUGUAAAAUUCAGUACGUUAUUGAAGUAAAUGGAACCUGUGUGUGAUGCUGUCUAGGGUCUGGUUUGUCCUGUACUACUUUAAAAUAUAAAAAAAUAAUAUUAAUAAUGAUUAUUUAUGAACUAGAAUGCACUCUCUCUGUUGGAAAUACUUUGUUUGGCCGAUCUCAAAGGGGGCCGUCGGCUCCAAAAUCAAAGUUUUGUGUGAUUUCAUGCUGUCGUUUUGUUAGACUGAGAUUAUCAAAGGUGAUGAUACGUAGUAACGCGGAUGCCAUCAGUUGUGUGGUUUCCAGUAUAAUACAUUGCAUGGAUGUUACAAUAUCUCCUCCCAUAAUAUUGAUAAUAAAAAUGUAACUCCCCCAACCCCCCAUCGACCAACAAUCAAGUAAACAUUGAUUUUUAGCGUGCUACCCCCUUUAACAUGUUUCCUCUGAGUUGUUUCUUCCUGUUCUGAAGGUGUUUGACCUCUUCAGUGUAAAAACGCCGUGUACAGAGAUGUGUGUCACUGUCUAUUACCUGAAUGUCUCCGGACUGCAGUCUGAACGUCACUCAAAUAAAUAAAAGAAAACAUGUUUUGGACUGCCUGUUUCUGCGCCUGACUUUACUGCCUGAAUAUUUGUGGAAGAUCACAUUUAUAGCAGCUGUAAUUAAUAUGUUUAUAACAAUGUAUUAAAUAAAAUAAAAGA
Messenger RNA from Anoplopoma fimbria (sablefish), 5450 nucleotides. RefSeq names its product synaptogyrin 3a (gene syngr3a). Lineage: Eukaryota; Metazoa; Chordata; Actinopteri; Perciformes; Anoplopomatidae. The coding region runs from base 129 to 821 and encodes 230 amino acids. The record is from RefSeq and is a predicted model, not a curated record. Gene Ontology annotation, cellular component: synaptic vesicle membrane; neuromuscular junction. The transcript has 4 exons.